This is a messenger RNA of Condylostylus longicornis, 2286 nucleotides long. It is a transcript of the gene sip3, whose product is annotated as E3 ubiquitin-protein ligase HRD1. The transcript is spliced from 9 exons. Gene Ontology annotation, cellular component: cytoplasm. The record is from RefSeq and is a predicted model, not a curated record. NCBI's taxonomy places the organism in Eukaryota, Metazoa, Arthropoda, Insecta, Diptera, Dolichopodidae. Bases 188 to 2095 code for a protein of 635 amino acids.
UUCAUAUUUUCAACGGGAAUAGUUUGGUCAUUUUUCCAAAUAAGUAUUUCUUUUUAUAACAAAUUAAGUGGUUUUUAGUUAACAUUUAAUAGUUUUCAAUGCUUUUUUAUCGAGUAAAUAAACUUUUUCUAUAAAAAUUAAUAUAUUUUUUGAAUCAAUAAGCCAGAUAUCUGGCUAUAUUAUUAAAAUGAGAUCUUUAGGCUUAUCAGCUUUAAGCUUUGUCCUUACGGGCAUAGUUAUAGGAAACGCAUAUUACCAUAAAAAACAAUUUUAUCCUUCUGUGGUUUAUAUUACAAAAUCGAAUCCAUCGAUGGCUGUAAUAUACAUUCAAUUUUUUGUUAUUGUUUUGAUGCUAGGCAAGCUUUUAAGAAAAAUUUUUUUAGGAACAUUAAGAGCAGCUGAAUUUGAGCAUUAUAUGGAGAGAUUUUGGUAUGCUUUAACCGAAACAUGUUUAGCAUUUACUGUAUUUCGGGAUGAUUUCAAUCCACGGUUUGUUGCACUAUUUACAGUGUUAUUAUUUUUAAAAUCAUUCCAUUGGUUGGCUGAGGAGCGCGUGGACUAUAUGGAACGAAGUCCUAUGAUCGGCUGGCUAUUUCAUAUCAGAGUUACUAGUUUGCUAUCUAUUUUAGGAUUUUUAGAUUAUUUAAUGAUUUUGCACGCUUACACCUCAACAAUAACUAAAGGACCAACAGUACAGUUGGUUUUUGGUUUCGAAUAUGCGAUUUUAAUAAUAAUGGUCGCAAAUACAACUAUUAAGUAUGUUUUGCACGCAGCAGAAAUGCGUGCUGAUGCCCCGUGGGAGAAUAAAGCUGUUUUUUUACUUUACACCGAAUUAAUUAUUGGUUUAAUAAAAGUUAUUUUGUAUGUACUUUUUGUUGUAAUUAUGGCCAAAAUUUAUGCGUUGCCAAUGUUUGUAUUCCGACCAAUGUUUUAUACCAUGAGAAAUUUCAAAAAAGCGUUAAAUGAUGUGAUAAUGUCAAGAAGAGCUAUUCGUAAUAUGAAUACGUUGUAUCCAGAUGCUACACCUGAAGAAUUGGAACAAUCAGACAACAUUUGCAUUAUAUGCAGAGAGGAUAUGAUUAAUAAUUCAAAGAAGCUACCAUGUGGCCACAUAUUUCAUACAUCUUGUUUGCGAUCUUGGUUUCAGCGUCAGCAAACUUGCCCAACUUGUCGUCUCAACAUUUUAAGAACGCAUCACACAAAUUCAUCACAAUUGCCAAGACAGGACGGAAAUGCAAAUGUUGCUCCACAGGCUCAAGCGGCGGGUAUUGGUAAUGCAGCUAAUCAAAAUCAAGUUCCUGGGUUUAAUAAUAAUUUGCAAAACCAGAAUCCUUUUGCUCAUAUUUUUGCACAAAAUUUGGGUAACAUUAACAAUUUUGCAGCUGGGGCUGCUCCAACAUCUUCCGCAAAUAAUAUUUCAGCAAACAAUACUGCAACUACUACAACAACAACUGGCGCAACUGGCAGCACUGUUCCGCCAUUUGUUUUGCCGCCUUUUCCAUUUAUUGCGCCUUUUGCAAUGCCUCCACCACCAAUGCCACCAGGUUUGGAUACAUUAACUGAUGAAGAAUUAAGAGCUAUAGAGGGUAAUGAAAGAAAACAUGUGGAGGAAAGAAUUAAACUUUUGCGUAAUAUCCAAUUGUUAUUGGAUGCAUCCGUUGCUUUAAUGAACCAAUAUUCAGCCGUGACUGCUCAUUUAGCACCCAUUCCUAUUCCCCCCACUACAGCUGCUCCAAGCUCAACAAGUCAAGCCAGUUCAAGUUCUAAUGCGUCUGGGCCAACGCAAGAGAAUUGUGAAACUGUAACUGCGAAUUCAAGUGGUUUUAACUUUCCGCAAAUUAAUGAAAAAGACUUACCAGGAACAUCAAAAUCAUCUAGCGAUGUAAAGAUUGAGGAUAUUGGAAGUGAAGAAAAGAUUGAUUUAAGUAAGGAUUUAAGUAAGGAUGUAAAUUUACUUAAUAGUGUAAAUAAUGAAACGAAAGGUAAAACAAACGGUACGAGUAUAUCAAAUGAAAAUGAAAAUUCUGAACUGAAUGAAAUACGUCGACGAAGAUUGCAAAAAUUUUUAAACGAGGAAAGAAAUGAUAACAACUAAUAUUUAAUAAAUUGCAAUAAAAAAAACAAUUAAAUUUAUUAAUUCAAACCAUAUUAAAUAAGUUAAAAUUUACAGAUUGAAAAAAAAAACAAAAAAAAAAUUAAAAUUAAUUGUUUUACUUCUAAUACUUUAUUACAAUAAUUGCUAAAAAACCAUUAUUUAUUUGGAGAAAUAAAAACAUAAGUGAUUGU